Molecule: messenger RNA, 1466 nt
Organism: Megalobrama amblycephala (Wuchang bream)
Lineage: Eukaryota; Metazoa; Chordata; Actinopteri; Cypriniformes; Xenocyprididae
Gene: hax1
Product: HCLS1 associated protein X-1
Exons: 7
Coding region: 116-1036 (306 amino acids)
Biological process (GO): regulation of actin filament polymerization; negative regulation of apoptotic process
Cellular component (GO): actin cytoskeleton; sarcoplasmic reticulum; apical plasma membrane
Source: RefSeq, a predicted model, not a curated record
GGAAGCAAGUGGAAAGAUCUCGUAGGUUUCCUCGGAGUCCUUCCACCUAUGCUGGGUCUCUGAUGCAACUGUUAUGGUGCCAUUUGUGAAGGAUCACUGGAUACUGCAUCCUUAAAUGAGCGUAUUUGAUCUGUUUCGUGGGUUUUUCGGGGUUCCCGGUGGUCAUUAUCGUGGUGAUGGCCGCAGGGACCCCUUCUUUGAUGGGAUGAUUCAUGAAGAUGAUGAUGAAGAUGAAGACGAUGACAGUGGAUUCCACUACGACGACUUUAAUAGGCCACGUCAGGACCCAUUUGAUGAUGCCUUCAGAUUUGGUUUCAGCUUCGGGCCCGGCGGGAUGCGCUUCGAGGAACCUCAGCUGUUCGGCCAGAUCUUUAGGGACAUGGAGGAGAUCUUUGCUGGUCUAGGUCAAUUUGAUGAGCACCAUGGCUUUGGACGUAAAGGUGUCCCAUCAAUAGAAGCUCCGCCUCCUCAGGAAGGUGUCGAGAAAGGCAGGAGUGGAGCAGGAAGUAGUAACCCGUUCAGAGAUUUCAUGCUGAAGUCUCCUGAGAGCUCGCCCAACAAUCCACCCCUCCCUCCCCCCUCUGUGGCACCAAAGGACAAGGAUUCCUCAUCUCCACAAGGUCCCAGCAGCCCCUUUGGUCCCCAGUGGAGACCCUUCUCAAAGUUUCAUGAUCUUUGGAAAGAUAGUCUAUUAAGUCCGAAGGAGAAUGAGAAAAAAGAGGAUGGAGAUCUGGACUCACAGGUGUCUUCAGGUGGGCUGGAUCAGAUCUUGACUCAAGCACCUUCACAGCCAAAGACGAGGUCAUUUUUUAAGUCCAUCAGUGUCACCAAGGUGGUCAGACCAGAUGGAACAGUAGAAGAAAGGCGAACAGUCAGAGACGGUAAAGGUAAUGAAGAGACUACAGUGACCAUCUCGGGGGGUCCAGGUGGCCAAGAUGGGCCACAAGAUCAGUCUGGUCCUCUCAUGCCAGGUGGUUCUGACAUGCAGGAUGAUUUCUCAAUGUUUUCUAAGUUCUUCAGAGGUUUUCGAGGCUGAAAGUGCUCUGGACACAAACUGAAGGACAGUCUCUUUCUCAGCAAACCCACCAACUGCAAGCUCCAAUAAUAAUUAGUACAUUUUGAUUGAAUUCUUCAGUGUGUAUGUGGAGAUCCAGUCUUGAUUAUGUGAGCGAACAACAAUUAUUUGCUGCCACAAAAUGACACUAUAACUCUGCCUACUUCUUUCUUUUGAAUAUAAUUUCCAUUAAAGGAUAUAUAACUAAUUAUAUCAGUAUCCUGAACUUUGGGUCAGUUGUUGAAGCCAGUGUUCUGAAAUGGACUGCCACAUUUUUAGUUUGUGGGUAAAGAAGGUCCAUUGGAUUUCAUCACGGAAUCAUACUGCAGAUGAUGGACCAGAGUAUAAUAUAUAUAUAAACUCUAUUUUUAACGGUGUUAUUGCUCUGAGUGAAAUAAAGAAAAAAAAGAAA